Molecule: messenger RNA, 1053 nt
Organism: Microthlaspi erraticum
Lineage: Eukaryota; Viridiplantae; Streptophyta; Magnoliopsida; Brassicales; Brassicaceae
Source: the annotation of a GenBank genome assembly
AUGUACCCAGCUGGCGGAUCCACAGGAAUGAAGGGCUGUACAACGAGUUGCAUAAAUAACACAGAAUCAGUUUCACAGCAAAAAUAUGUUUGGAUUGAUCUUAAAGUAACCAAAACGCAAAGCUUUCUAACCUCUGGAUGGUUCUCUGCGUUUACGACAUCUAAAUGCGUGAGGGACGGAUUAUCGGGGAAAUUCUCGUCCGGCAAAUUCAGGAGGAUGUCAUCAUCCGAUGUUGUUGGGUCUUCGUCUUUCACCGCCAUCUGUUUGUUUGGACGCAUUGUUGCGAUCGUUUUGAGGAACGACUCCCUCCCCCACGGGAACUCUAAAAAAGCGUCUAUAUCAGACAGCAUUGAGACGUACUUCGGCGUUGGCUUGUGUACCUGGCUGCUCACGCAAAGGACCCCAUCCACACGGAGAAUGAGACACAGUCUCAGCUUCCGAUCAUCAUCCAUAUCCGUCUCAGUUUUCAGAGUGACAGAAAUAUCGGCAAUUGUCGUUCGGGAGUCAUUUCCUAUAUACUCCCGCCACCACCUGUCAGGCCCCUUCGAAACAGUAACUGCCGACACAAAAAGCGUGGAUGAGUUUGCACAAAAUGGGACAUCUGACGGCGGGAAAAUCCCAAAGCUUUCCAAAGCGGGAGUUUCGAAUUCUCUGAAACAACUCCGGCCUAUCUCUCAGCGUGUAUUUCACAAAAGCAAUCGUAUCUGCCUUCGAAUAGCAGUUCAACCGACGGUUCGGGAAGUGAUCUGUUUUAAGCAAUCGGGUCGGAAGCCGGGGAUCUUCCACAACAACAUCGCUUCCUCCUAUAACAAACGGAGAACAAGAAAACGAGAAGUUCUUACCUUCCAUAACAGCUCCAAUAAGGCGCAAGCUUCUCCGGCGACAGAUAAACUACAACAGACCAACAAACGGCACGAGUUGCUACCGACGAACCAACGGAAAUCGCGAGAUUCGUCUGCUUGCGAGAAGAGCAGGAAUCAACGGGGUCGAGAAUUCACGGAGACGACGGAGUUAGGGUUUCUCGGCGGUUCUGUUUUCACGGAUCGAAAGUAA